UCAACAUCUCAUCACAUCGAUCGAACAUAAAGUGUUUUUAGAUAAGCUGAAAGUGUUUGCUCAGAAAGAAGAAGAAGAAGAAGAAGAUGGCUUCUUACCAGAACCGACCGGGAGCUCAGGCUACUGACGAGUACGGAAACCCCAUCCAGCAGUUGGACGAGUAUGGAAACCCAAUUGGCGGUGGAGGAUACGGGACAGGUGGUGGCCUUGGAGCAACCGGAGGAGGUUAUGGGACUGGUGGAGGAUACGGCGGAGGAGCCACGGGUGGGACUUACGGGACAGGUGGCGAAGGAUACGGGGCUGGAACUGGAGCCUUGGGAGCAGGAGUAGGAAAUAGGCACCACGGCCAACAGCAACUCCAUAAGGAAAGUGGAGGUGGUGGCUUGGGAGGAAUGCUUCACCGCUCUGGAUCCGGAUCCAGCUCUAGUUCGGAGGAUGAUGGGCAAGGUGGGAGGAGGAAGAAGAAGGGAAUAACGGAUAAGAUUAAGGAAAAGUUGCCAGGCCAUCAUGAUCAGUAUUCUGGUCAAUCUCAAGGGAUGGGAAUGGGAACUACCACUGGUUAUGAUGCCGGAGGAGGCUACGGUGGUGAGCGCCACGAGAAGAAAGGCAUGAUGGAAAAGAUCAAGGAAAAGCUUCCCGGUGGUGGUGGCCACCAUUAAGCAACUAUACUAUAUAAACUUUGUAUACCACAUGAAUAAAUAAAAAUAAAAAUAAAGAAGAGUUCUUAACGCAGUGUGCUUUUUAUAUGUGUACGUCCUGAAAUGUGCUUUUUAUGUUCUUGAGAUAUGUAUCUACAGUGUUCUGUAUUUUCGAUAUCUAUAAAUCUACUUCCGUG
Molecule: messenger RNA, 835 nt
Organism: Eruca vesicaria subsp. sativa (arugula)
Lineage: Eukaryota; Viridiplantae; Streptophyta; Magnoliopsida; Brassicales; Brassicaceae
Source: the annotation of a GenBank genome assembly